This is a messenger RNA of Mauremys mutica (yellowpond turtle), 2111 nucleotides long. It is a transcript of the gene RRS1, whose product is annotated as ribosome biogenesis regulator 1 homolog. The transcript has a single exon. The coding region runs from base 137 to 1183 and encodes 348 amino acids. Gene Ontology annotation, biological process: ribosomal large subunit biogenesis; ribosomal large subunit export from nucleus; endonucleolytic cleavage in ITS1 to separate SSU-rRNA from 5.8S rRNA and LSU-rRNA from tricistronic rRNA transcript (SSU-rRNA, 5.8S rRNA, LSU-rRNA). Gene Ontology annotation, molecular function: protein binding. Gene Ontology annotation, cellular component: preribosome, large subunit precursor; nucleolus; nucleus. The record is from RefSeq and is a predicted model, not a curated record. NCBI's taxonomy places the organism in Eukaryota, Metazoa, Chordata, Testudines, Geoemydidae.
UUCCGGUUACGGGCGCGCCCAUUGGUCCAUACACACAUCCGGUGCCCCCACGCCAGCCGGAACCGAACCCUUUAACCUUCCUUCAGCCGGGUGACGCCUCCGCACGUGGGGCGCGGUUGGCCGGUGUCUCGCGGCCAUGGCGGCGCUGUGCGUGGAGGAGUUGCUGGCUCGCGCGGAGCAGCCGCACCGGAGUGUGGCGGUGGAGAAGGAGCUGGAGCUGGAGUUCGACCUGGGGAACCUGCUCGCGCUGGACCGGAACAUGCCGCCCUCGAUGCCGCGCGCCGCGGGGGCCCAGCGCGAGAGCCGCCUGCGCUCGCUGGCCCGGGACAACACGCAGCUGCUGGUGGCCCAGCUGUGGGGGCUGCCGGCGGGGCGCGCCGAGGGGGCGACGGGGCCGCUGGUGGCGCAGCUGCCCGAGCCCUCCUACCGCCUGCCCCGGGAGAAGCCCCUGCCGCGGCCCCGGCCGCCCACCCGCUGGGAGCAGUUCGCCCGGCUGAAGGGGAUCCGGCGGCGCAAGCGCACGUCGCUGGUGUGGGACGAGGCGGCCAAGCAGUGGCGGCGGCGCUGGGGCUACGAGCGGGCCGGCGGGGACCCCGCCCGGGACUGGCUCAUCGAGGUGCCGGCCGGCGCCGACCCCAACGAGGACCAGUUCGCCAAGCGGCUCCGCGAGAAGCGCGAGAAAGUGGCGCGCAACGAGUUCAACCGCCUCCGCAACAUCGCCCGGGGCGCCCUGCCCGGCCGCGGCCUCCACCCCACCGGCCAGCAGAGCCGCGCCGAGCUGGGCCGCGCCACGCAAGUGGCCCGCGUCUCCACCGCCUCCCUGGGCCGCUUCCAGCCCCGGCUGCCCAAGGAGCCGCCCGCGCCCCCGCCCAGGGGCGGCAGGAAGCGGCACUUCGAGCCGCUGCUCGGUGACCUGGCGGCCGAGAGGAGGCGGCAGCUGGAGCUGCUGCGGGGGCUGGGCAGCAAGAAGCCGCCGCUCGACCUGACCCGCGCCGUCAACAAGCAGCUGCGCGAGGAGGACGCCCAGGCGGCCGCGGGCAAGGGCAGGAAGCGCGGGCAGCGGGGCAAGCGGGGCCGGCAGCGCCCGGGGGGCGGCAAGGGGCCUGCGGGCGGCAAGGGCAAGAAAGGCGGGAUCCGGCGGCGGCAGCAGCAGCAGCGCCCGGCGGGCAGAAAGAGGAGCUGAGCUGGGCGCAGGGCUCCUCCUGCCGGACACUGAGCCCGGAGGGACACGGGGGCUGCCGCGGCCUGUGGGGGACACUGAGCUUCCAGGGAGGCCUCUGGGGAGCUCGUGGGACACUGAGCUGCCGCCUCCUCCGUCCCGUUCCGAGGGGCUGCAUGGGACUGAGCUGUGCUGUCUGUAGCUGCUAAGGACCCCAGGGGCUGGCUUGCUCCCCUGCUGGGGAUCCCCUUCUCGCCCUCCUAUUUAUCAAUAAAACCUGCCUUUGUCAAGCUGUCUGCUCGUCAGUGGGGGGGGGGGGGUGUAUGGCAUGAGGGAAAGAUGGGACAGGAGCCCCUAAUGUCCUGUGGCAGUUGAGCUGGAGUCCUUUACAAGCAUAAAACUUGUAGCUGUAUUGUGUGCUAGUGGCACAACAGGUAGUGCUGCCUACCCCAACAGGAUUGGGCUCUGCUCUCCAGAGUAAACUGGUAUCUCACCCAGCUAGAUGGAGGUGAAGUUCCAAUAAGAUAAGAGAUACAGGGUCAUCUCCAAUUCCUUUCCCCAGUUGGUAGGAUUUGGCUAAGAAGGGAUCUAAUGUAUAUUUAAAAUAACAUGUGCACUCAACGUUACUGCUACCAUACUGUGAUCUUGACUGAUUUGGACUGUGCAGGAGUUAUACAUCUUCACCUAGCUGUAGAGCAUGUGCUCGCGCUCUUUCUCUCUCUGGAGAAACGUGAUCUGCAAAACAAUAUUUUUUAACUGUGUAAAACAUUCUCUGGCACUCCUUAUCUUAAUGUGUAUGGGGUUUCUACUGUUUUAGCCUUUUUAGAAACAGCAGAAAUAUUCAUCUGAUUUCUGUGGGACGGCUGUAGAAGAUCUUGGAUAGUUGUGACAUUUAACACCUUUAUAAGUUGAAAGGGUGAAUCUCUGAAUAAAAGCAACUCUUUAUACUGAA